Pyrus x bretschneideri (Chinese white pear) is the source of this 1576-nucleotide messenger RNA. RefSeq names its product UPF0481 protein At3g47200-like. The transcript is spliced from 2 exons. Bases 140 to 1519 code for a protein of 459 amino acids. NCBI's taxonomy places the organism in Eukaryota, Viridiplantae, Streptophyta, Magnoliopsida, Rosales, Rosaceae. The record is from RefSeq and is a predicted model, not a curated record.
AUAACUCUAUGGAGACCAAGAGAAACCAUAAAAGUGAUCUCAAUUUCUCAAGAGUGAGCAUCAACAACGACUUCAACCAAAUCAAGAGGAGAUUUUUGCCUGCCCUCAAAAGAUUGCCAGAUCUUUAACCGCAAACAAGAUGGAAGAGAAUAUGGAAGCUACUCCACAAAUUGAUCAUAUCAAACCAGCUGAAUGUCGUCAUGAUUCCGAGGCCAUUGCGAACGGUGGGCCUUGCAUCCACAGGAUUCCCAACAAACUUCGCAAAGUGAAUGAAGCAGCAUACACUCCUCAAUUACUUUCAAUAGGACCUUUUCACCAUGGCAAUCCAAAACUCCUGGACAUGGAAGGCCACAAGAAAAGGCACUAUGAAAAUUUUCUCCGACGUUGCUCCAAGAGUGAGGCUACACUAACAAGUUUCAUUGAGGCGCGCCAAAAAAACAUUCUUCAGUGUUAUGCAGGGGCAAUUGAGCUUGCCACAUUCAACAUUGUGGACGUAAUUCUAGUGGAUGCCUGCUUCAUCAUUGAGCUGUUCUUGGCAAACUUCGAAAAGAUACAAAAUGAGUACUUAUUUGGAUCACCAUGGCUACGGAAAGCGGUAGAGCAGGACCUGAUUCUGUUUGAAAAUCAGCUUCCAUAUUCAGUUCUUCUAGAGCUGUAUGACUUUGCCAAUCCGGCCUCUUCCAUUUCCAUUCCCCGGGAAGAACAAGCACAAAAAGUUGAUGAAGUCUGUAGCCGUCACCUUGGUGAUUCUGGAGCAAUCGGUGUACUCGAAGCUCCAUCCGUUGAUAACUUUCUUGAGCUUACCUGUCAGUUCUUUAAAGAUCACAGCAAGGGAAAAUCAGUCAGAAAAGGAGUACAACCGAAACACUUCACUGAUUUGGUAAGAUAUUUUUUAAGUCCAGAUGAAACAAUGACCUGGAGAGAUGACAGUAGCAGGACCCCUAUAAAAAAUAUAUAUAAUAUCAGACAGCUGACUGCCUCCGGGGUGAAAUUUGUGCCCAUACUUGAAGAUCCAAGCUAUGUCAUAAGAGACGAGACUAAUAAGGUGAAGUUCCACUUAGGUACUGGACAUAUGGACCUGAAGAUCACACAAUUUUGUGUGAAGUACGAGACAGAAUGCAUUGUCCGAAACGUCAUGGCCUUGGAGCAGUUUGUGUAUCCAUUCAACACUUGCAUCUGCAAUUACUUUCUGCUAAUGGAUCAACUUGUGGACAUUAUGGAAGACGUUGAUUUGCUGGUCAAAAACAAAGUCAUUGUCAACUUGCUCGGAAGCAAUGAAGCUGUGACAAAGCUGAUCAACGGACUUUGUGUUAACAUUAUGGAAGAACAAUCGUGUCGAUAUGCUGAUAUAUGUAGACAACUUAAUGAGCACUAUGAGAAUCGUUGGAACCGUACUCUGGCAACCAUGAGGCAAGUUUACUUCAGGGAUCUUUGGACAGCUAGUUCAACUUUGGUUGCACUUCUUAUCCUGUUUUUCACAACCUUUGGAUUCAUUAAGUCCAUCAGAGACGGUAUUUAGCUUUAAGCUAAAUCUGUAUGGUGAAAUUUAUUAGUCAUAUUUACAUUGUUUCGCAGA